Lolium rigidum is the source of this 1823-nucleotide messenger RNA. RefSeq names its product F-box protein At5g46170-like. The record is from RefSeq and is a predicted model, not a curated record. Gene Ontology annotation, molecular function: protein binding. The coding region runs from base 3 to 1217 and encodes 404 amino acids. Lineage: Eukaryota; Viridiplantae; Streptophyta; Magnoliopsida; Poales; Poaceae. The transcript has 2 exons.
CGAUGGCCGAAUACGACGCCGUCGAGUCCCGCCGCUGGCGCUGCGACCCCGGCGACGACCACCACCCGGGGGAGGACCGCUUCGACGACCUCCCCGACCCGCUCCUCCUCGUCAUCUUCAACCGCAUCGGCGACGUCAAGGCGCUCGGCCGCUGCGCGCUCGUCUCGCGCCGCUUCCACGCCCUCGUCCCGCUCGUCGACUCCGUGCUCGUCCGCGUCGACUGCGUCAUCCCCGACGACCCCGCCUCCUCCGGCCCCCUCUCCUCCGCCGCGCCCUCCUCCCCCACCGCCUCCGCCCGCGCGCGCAACGUCUUCUCCCAGAUCGCGCGCAUGGUCAUCGGCGGCAUCGUCAAGCCCAUCCAGGCGCUCGGCCAGAUCCUCUCCCACGCCAACUCCGCCGCCGACUUCCCGCCCUCCUCCGCGUCCCUCUCCUCCUUCCGCCGCUCCUCCUCCUCCUCCUCCUCGCCCACUCCCGGCGGCGACGUCUCGCACCACUCGCCCUCCGAGGUGCUCCGCUCCUUCAAGGAGCUCCGCACGCUCCACAUCGAGCUCCCCGCGGGCGAGCUCGGCAUGGACGACGGCGUGCUGCUCAAGUGGAAGGCCGACUUCGGCUCCACGCUCGGCAGCUGCGUCAUCCUCGGCGCCGCCUCCGCCUCGCCAUCCUCUACCACCAAGGACAGCGCGACCACACCUCCUGCUACCGAGUCUGACGAUCUAGGGAGCAUACCGGAGUCCUUCUACACGAACGGGGGGCUCAAGCUGCGGGUGCUGUGGACCAUCAGCUCGCUGAUCGCGGCGUCGGCCCGGCAUUACCUGCUGCAGCCCAUCAUCUCCGACCACGCCAUGCUCGAGAGCCUGGACCUGACGGACGCCGAUGGCCAGGGCGUGCUCACCAUGGACAAGUGCCAGCUGCAGGAGCUGCGGGUCAGGCCGGUGUCUGCGUCCGGUGACUCGCACCGGACGCUCAUGCCCGCGCUUAGCAUGCGGCUGUGGUACGCGCCACACAUUGAGCUGCCUGGGGGCACGGUCUUGAAUGGAGCAACGCUGGUGGCCAUCAAGCCGAGCGAGGAGGCGAUGAGGGACGCGGUUGGGACUGGGGCUGCUGGGUCGGCGGCAUGCGGACCCUGGGUUUCAGAUGCCUUCGAGGAGCCGUAUCGGACAGCCGUCAGGAUGCUCCUCAAGCGGAGGAUGUAUACCCUUGAGAUGAACUCCUUCUAAAUUAUGGAUCGAGCGCCAUUCCAGAUGCUUCAUCUGUGAGAGGAUGUAGUUGUAUUCUCACGAGAUGCAACUUGAAGCCUAGUGUAACUUGAGCCAAUGGAGUAGAAGUUCUCUGGCUGACUAUUUUACUCCAGCCUGCGCCUACCUUGCUCAGAGGCUCAGAGGGGCUGCAAGUAGUAUUAAAGUAUGAACACGAAGGAAAGCUGUGCAUCCGUUGUAGAUGUUGGAGCCGCUAGACAAGUCGUCGCUGAGCCUGCUGGUGGUCAGUCCCUCCUAGUAAGCCCUUAUCUUUAUCAGACGUGGCAGUGUUGGAUAGAUUUCCUACACAUCUGUGUCAAGCUGCUGUUAGCACUGUUAAUUUUUGUGUUGGAUUGUAGCUCUUUUUGGAGAGAAGUUACACUCUGCACAUGAAUCUGCAGGUUCGAUUGUGUAUGAAUUUGCAGAACCUGCGUAUAUACUUUGAAGCGAGAGCUAGUGUAGUAGUAGUAUGAUGAUGUGAACCCAAGCGCUGAAGCAUUUUUAUGUGGACAUGCUGAUUGCUGCGUGUUUGUUUUUCGAAGUCAGAUCAAAUAAUCUUUACCUGGAUAUUUGUUCUGUUCCUUGUUA